GUUUUUGACAGCGAAACAGGCGAACUACUCCAUCAUCAAUAUUCCCGACACCCACAUGAUGUUAGUGCAUUCAAAAAUCCAACUUUGUGGCAGUUCGAGCUCGAGCUUCACUCUAGGGCCGCCGUGGAAUUACAGCCACCAUUGACGUAAUAUCAUAUAUAUGCAACAACCAUGCCGCAUAGUACCGUUCAUUAUCAGUAGUCUCCGCUAGACAGACUACUAUAGACGAAGAUAUAGUCCGCGUUUCUUCCAACAACGGCCCGUCUGCCCUAGUGAACAGAACACGGAGAAUGCCCUUCUUUACAAGGAAGAGGCAGCCUAGCGCAAACCAGCUCACUGCCUCAUCCGCAGCAGCCCCCCUCGCUCAACAACGUCAACAAGCUCACGAUGUUAUAUCAAUCACACAACAGCUGCUGCUGCCGUCCCAAUCUCAGCAGCAGCCACCCAUAGGCACCCAACAGCCUCAACAACGGCCAAGUUAUCCCUGGUCUGUACAGCGCCUACUCCUCCCUCCCCCCCUCGUUAUCCCGAAACCUGACGUGAUCGCACCAACUUCACCUUCACCUCUUCCAUUCCCUCGCUAUGGCCAUGCACUUCCAGCGACAGCCACUGUUUCGGGAGACUUGUAUCUUUUUGGUGGUCUCGUCCGCGAAAUUGCCUACAAUGAUUUAUAUCUUUUUUCUACCCGCCAUCUGUCCGCAACUCUUGUCCAGACAAGUGGUGAUAUACCCUCGCCCCGAGUCGGUCACGCGAGCGCCAUCGUUAGCAGCAUCAUCAUCGUAUGGGGAGGCGACACCACCUUUACCGAUCAGUCAGAAAAGCAAGAUGAUGGCUUGUAUCUUCUGAACAUCGUUUCACGAGAGUGGACCCGCAUACCAAUGCACGGUCCUGCACCUGCUGGACGGUAUGGUCAUACUGCUACUAUGGUUGGCACCAAAUUUUUCGUCUUCGGAGGUCAGGCAGAUGGCGAAUUCCUGAAUGACCUCUGGUCAUUUGAUCUCAAGACUCUACGGACAACAACAGUUUGGGAGCUGUGUCAACCCUUCGGAGCCGCCCGUCCUGCCCAACGCACAGGACAUGCCUGUAUAACAUACCAGGAUCGCAUCAUCGUGUUCGGAGGAACAGAUGGCUUAUACCAUUACAAUGAUACAUGGUCGUAUAACACUAAUACAAGGACCUAGUCGGAAUUGCAAUGUAUUGGCUUUAUUCCAUCACCCC
Messenger RNA from Suillus subalutaceus, 1218 nucleotides. RefSeq lists its product as uncharacterized. The transcript is spliced from 4 exons. The record is from RefSeq and is a predicted model, not a curated record. The coding region runs from base 291 to 1181 and encodes 296 amino acids. Lineage: Eukaryota; Fungi; Basidiomycota; Agaricomycetes; Boletales; Suillaceae. Gene Ontology annotation, molecular function: protein binding.